GAAAACUUGACACAUUGGCUGUUGAUUGAAUAGGGAAGGAUCCCUCGCCAAUUAAACCUCAAAAACACUGACAGAAAGGAGAAGAGAAGCUGAGCAAAUGAGCUUAUCUCGGUUUUAUAUACCUUGUUUUAACAGACCUCUUAGAUGAAGGCAGAUGCUUUUACAGCCCACUCGGACUAAAACAACAUCUAGAUAUAUUUAAAAGUAAACAAUCUUUUUAUAUAUAUACACAAUGGCACAAAGAGGCACUUCAUUUUCUAUCCAACACAUUCUUACCAGAGAUAGUGAGACUCGGGAGAGAAAUCAAAUCGCCAAUGAACUGGCAGAACUCUGCAGAUUGUCCGAUCCGGGGUUGCAAAGGGAGACUGGAGUAGUCUAUAAGGAUAACCCAGAAGCUUGCCUCGCAGAUUACAAGGAACUCGUAAAAGGGGAGACUCCGAACCUCAGGAAACGUUCUGAGCCAUUGUCUAGCCCAAGUAAGGCUGAGGAAUCACAGAUUGAUGGCCAGUCUUGCAGCGAGGACUCGGGAGAAGACCCAGUUUAUUCUGGUUGCAAUCAUUUCAAAGAGUGUGAGAGCCAGUCGACUGCGGAGGAAGGGGGCAAGAUGGAGAGAUCCGACACCGCCGAUCAAUCCAAAACCGUGAAGAAGCGUUCCCGGGCCGCCUUCUCUCAUGCGCAGGUCUACGAGCUGGAAAGGCGGUUUAACCUGCAGAGGUAUCUGUCUGGCCCAGAGAGAGCGGAUUUGGCGGCGGCUCUCAAACUCACAGAAACGCAGGUGAAGAUCUGGUUCCAGAACCGGAGGUACAAAACUAAGAGACGACAAAUAGCGCACGAAUUGGCUGCUAACUGCACUCAGACCAUGGCGAAGAAAGUGUCAGUGAAGGUGCUGGUGAGGGACGAUCAGAGACAGUACAGGACCGAAGAGCUGCUCAGCCCACCUGCCAUCCCCCUUUACCAGGCCUAUCAAUACUACCCGUACAUGUACUGCUUCCAGCCGUGGCCCUCAAAUAUGUCCUUGUGUGGGGGAACCCCUUAACACAAACGGAAACUAGGACAACAUGUCCCUCGUUAGCUAUUCAUGAAAAAAUGGGUGACCACAUUCUAACUGGCAGUAUCAUUUUCCAAAAGAACAAUAAUGGAAAUAGUUUUACACUUUCAAAGAUUCCAAAAAUGCACAUUAAGAAAAGUGAUGAUUCGCCCUUCCCCAGAGGAAGAAUUGAUGGAUAAUAUUGUUUAUUUACAGUUAACAAUUAGUGUGCAGUUGACUAUGCCAAAAUGGGCAUUUGGCAUUUCUAUAUGAUACCAAAGACAGUGCAUUUUAAUGUUUAAUGAAACUAACAGCGCAGAUCCGCUGGGUUUGUCACCCAAAAUAACUUGUUCUUGGACUGCAAUCACAUUUAAAAUAGCCUAACAUCCUGAUGAUAUAACUUAAGGUUUUUUUUUUUUUUUUUUUUAAAAGCUAAGUAAUCAACCUGAGAGGUACGAUCCUUCCAUAAAUCAUUUUGCUGGAGUAUAUGGAUAUCAAAAUCCAGGCCAGGUGAUUUUUUAAAAAAAAUGUUAAAUUACCUUUCUUUUUUUAAUACUAUCAAAGUUUUUUUUUCUAAGAUUAUUUUUUUUAAAUACUAUCAAAGUUCUUUUUCUAAGAUUAUUGUUUCACCACAUCGAACUCUUUCCACAGAAAAUUGGUUUGUCAUUUCUGGAAUCAUUCGGGAUCAGAAGCACACAUUACAUUUUUUCUGUCAGUAAGACGCAAUCUGAAUCUAUUGUUCGUUCUUUUUAAAACCAACCGCCCAAAGGAUAUGUUGCCAUUCUUUUUUUUUUUGUAAGUAUGAACAUGGAAAUAUCUAAAUAUGUUAUAAUGAUUUAAACAAAAAAUAGUAUACCAUUAUCUUGCAAGUAUACCCAAUUUGCUUGAUAUCAUUAAUGUAAAUAAUACAUAUAUUAAUGUGAUUUUUUUUGUUUUGUUGUUGUUAAACCCACAGUAGGCGGUAUAAAAUAUAGAAAUGUUAACUUUGAUUAAAGAGCAAAUUAUUAAUA
Molecule: messenger RNA, 2037 nt
Organism: Acipenser ruthenus (sterlet)
Lineage: Eukaryota; Metazoa; Chordata; Actinopteri; Acipenseriformes; Acipenseridae
Product: homeobox protein zampogna-like
Exons: 2
Coding region: 233-1036 (267 amino acids)
Biological process (GO): regulation of transcription by RNA polymerase II; cell differentiation
Cellular component (GO): nucleus
Molecular function (GO): DNA-binding transcription factor activity, RNA polymerase II-specific; RNA polymerase II cis-regulatory region sequence-specific DNA binding
Source: RefSeq, a predicted model, not a curated record